AUGUUUUACAUCCUAGCAUCAAGGCUUCAACAAAAGGUUUUAAAUUUGAAGGAGUUUACCUUGAACUAUUCAGAGAGUGGCCAUGGCAAAGGGGCCCCUGAUGGCAUUGGAGCGACCUGCAAGAGAACCGCUGAUGCCGUCGUCGCUACAGGAAGUGAUAUUGACAGCUUGGAAUCAACCAACAGAAUUACACUAUCGAUAGACACGGAAGAAGGCGAACUAACAGUGACCUUCUUAAAAAUUUGUGAUGACAUAGGACACACAAUCAGAGUCGAUGAAAAUGAUGUUUCUGAUGUGCCCUUUGACCGAGUAUUAAAUAAGUUGCCAAACCCAGAUAUUGCCCUAAAAGGGAAACGAAUAUUUUAUUAUUUUAAUAUACCUGUACCUGUUUUUGAGAAAUAA
Molecule: messenger RNA, 402 nt
Organism: Pieris macdunnoughi
Lineage: Eukaryota; Metazoa; Arthropoda; Insecta; Lepidoptera; Pieridae
Source: the annotation of a GenBank genome assembly